CAGCGUUCACGCGAGUAUUGCAUUUACCUCUGCAUAAUUUCGCUCCUUCAAUUCGGAACAGGAACCUGUGGUCUCGGUGAAAGUUAAGCAGACAUGAGCGCCUCAGAUUCAACGGCGCAACCAGGCGUAGGCUGGGAUGAAGCACAGUGCAUGGCAGCGCUUGCACAACUCGAGCAGUUACAGACACAGAUCGACGAUUUGCGCCUUGCGAUACCCAGAAUAAUCGAGCCCUUCCACCGUCCACCGAACCCGUCAACCUUCAAAUUAUAUUCACAAGGCGUCAUCGGCUCCCAGAACGGUAUAAAAGCUCUCAACGAUGCAUGGAAAGCUCCAGACGUACAGGAGAUUCUUGCGCAUACCAGGAAGAGCUACGAAACAAAUACAGAUUUGUCGUCCUCUAUAUCAAUACCCUCGCAUGGUUGGAUAGAAAGAGAACGUCGUGAGCGAGAGUCGCGCAAAGGCAAUGGGCAGCACACGGCUGUCGAAGACCACGGUGACAACUUGGACAACGAGACAAUACUGCGCAUCGUGGCGGAAAUCCAAAAGGCACAACCGAACGUCAACAUAGAGGCCCAGAACGACAACCGCAGCAUAGUUAUUCAAUUUGUCGCUAACUCCCUAAGGCUUUCUUUCAAAGUCAACAUCGAGCGCGAAGGCGACGCGCGACAUAGACUCAUCGCAGAGUGCUUAGGGACUUCAGAGCCCUUCUUGUCCAUUACGCGGUGUCUAGCUUCACGACCAUGCGCAGAAGAUCUGAUGUCCCUUCUAAACAUGAUUGUUGCAUACAAGACAGUGAAAGGCACAUCCUGUGCUAGAUGCACGAAGUUACUUGACGACACUACUCUGAUUCCCACCGCCAGAAGAAACAAGCACAUCACCGGCGCCAACGAUACCCUAGAAACCGUUUGGGAAGCAUUCCAUGAGGGUUGUUUGUGAGAUGACCCUCAGCGAUACACU
This is a messenger RNA of Boeremia exigua, 957 nucleotides long. RefSeq lists its product as uncharacterized. The record is from RefSeq and is a predicted model, not a curated record. Bases 94 to 936 code for a protein of 280 amino acids. NCBI's taxonomy places the organism in Eukaryota, Fungi, Ascomycota, Dothideomycetes, Pleosporales, Didymellaceae. Gene Ontology annotation, cellular component: mediator complex. The transcript is spliced from 4 exons.